AUGUUCUGUGAUGAUAAGUGGUCGGCACAAAGGGUCAAAGAGGGCUACCAGAAAAAGAAAGGUGAGCACACAGUUUUAAACCAGUCCUCACACUUCACUGGAUGCUCCAGGCUUCCUGGCCCUGUGGUGGGAGGCUGGUACAUCCUGGAUCGUCUUAUCCCAGGAAACACCAAGAUGGUGGCAUUGAAGAAGAUGACGCUGGAUCAGGGUGGGUUUGCACCUUGCUUCCUGGGCUGUUUCUUGGCCAUCGCCGGGGCACUCAACGGCCUGUCCGCCGAGGAGAACUGGGCCAAGAUCCGACGGGAUUACCUGGAUGCGCUGCUCACCAACUAUUACCUCUGGCCAGCUGUGCAGAUUGCCAACUUCUACUUCAUCCCCCUGAACCACAGGCUGGCUGUCGUGCAGGUGGUGGCUGUCGUCUGGAAUUCCUACCUGUCCUGGAAGGCGAACCAGCUGUGAAGCCAUGGGGCCGGCUCCCCUCCCAUCCCCCCACCCAACCCGGUCUCCCCCAGCCUUCUGCCUGGCCUGCCGCACCCACGCCACACCCUCCUCUAUGACUGCCCUAGCAAAUGGCUCUGGGGCCGGCCCCCCACCACUUUC
This is a messenger RNA of Gopherus evgoodei (Goodes thornscrub tortoise), 600 nucleotides long. It is a transcript of the gene MPV17, whose product is annotated as mitochondrial inner membrane protein MPV17. Gene Ontology annotation, cellular component: membrane; cytoplasm. The record is from RefSeq and is a predicted model, not a curated record. NCBI's taxonomy places the organism in Eukaryota, Metazoa, Chordata, Testudines, Testudinidae.